Messenger RNA from Aureobasidium subglaciale EXF-2481, 1110 nucleotides. RefSeq lists its product as uncharacterized. The coding region runs from base 1 to 1110 and encodes 369 amino acids. The record is from RefSeq and is a predicted model, not a curated record. NCBI's taxonomy places the organism in Eukaryota, Fungi, Ascomycota, Dothideomycetes, Dothideales, Saccotheciaceae. The transcript is spliced from 2 exons.
AUGAUCCAGAUCGUAUCAGACAUAUUUGCAAGCGAAGUUUACCUUGGGAUGUCUGCAAGAGGCCGCAGCAAACCGCCGUCACAUCUUCCAUCAUCACAUAUAUCAAACAAAAUGGGCUGGUUCUGGGGCAACAACAACGGCAACAGCGAGAGUAAAGAUGCGCUGAAUAGUCUCGAUCCGUCACUCCGAGAAUUUCUGGACAAGGAAUCAAAGACACGCCAACAGCAACAGCAGCAACAACCCACACAACUACCACAAGACACAUCCUCAUAUCGCUCGCAAAUAGGCAUCGCCGAAGACGACCCAUCACAAUCAACACAACCACCAAAAGACGAGAACGGUGUCCCGACGCAAUCGCUGUACCAGGAUGGCAGAUAUGCCCAUCUCUGGAAAAAUUACCGCCCGCAAGAACAAAUCGAACAAGCCGGACGCAGCGAGAGCGAACGACUAGCCGAUGUGAUCGACACAUACAAUGACCGUAAAGCACGAAUCGGAAGAGCUGCACUUGAGAAUUGCGCAUUGGAACAAUGGGCCGAGCAUGAAUGUUUCGAGAGCGGUGGUAUGAAAGCGAAACUCAUGCUCUGCAAAACAGAGACACGCGCUUUCAACAGAUGCUACACCAUGCAAAGCCGAUUCUUGAAGGCUUUGGGUUACUUGAGCAUGCAACGUACAGCCGAUGAGGAAGAGCGCAUUCAAAUGCAUGCAGACAAGCUCUAUCACGAGAUGCUGGACCGGGAGGAGGCUACGAAGGCGGCAGAAGCACAGAAACUACCUACACCAGAGUUCAAGCCUCUCAUCACGAGCAAAUCGACCACAGAAGCUCUGGGCGAGCGACCGGCCCCUGAAACACAACCCGCAAGAGAAGGAUUAGACAUGUACACAGGAGAGAAGCGCAAAGCUCUGGAGCAGUCAUUGGAGAACAAAACUCCCGCUGAGCGUGAGAUCGAGAUUCAACUCAUAGCGGCCGAGGCAAGAGCCAAUGCAGAGUAUGCAGCCGUCGUCCACGAACACUUUGAGGCAGAGAAGCACAUAAGAGAAGGCAGGAGAGAACGAGGUAGAGAGACGGUCGGAGAUACCAUUAAAAGAGCCUGGGGCUGGGACAAGAAAUAG